This is a messenger RNA of Aphanomyces astaci, 2704 nucleotides long. RefSeq lists its product as hypothetical. The record is from RefSeq and is a predicted model, not a curated record. The transcript has a single exon. The coding region runs from base 25 to 2667 and encodes 880 amino acids. Lineage: Eukaryota; Oomycota; Saprolegniomycetes; Saprolegniales; Verrucalvaceae.
AUUUGAUCCGUGCUGCGGAGAGGUAUGACGCGGCUGAAUCUGCAUGAUGUAGCGUCACUAGGGGACACAAUGAUGCUAUGGCUCAUGGUUCCGUCCAUCACGUCCAUUGUGGUUGUCGCUGCGUUUGUGAUCCACCACAUUCGCCACCACGACGGUGGAAAGCAAGUCCGACAGAACGCCGCCGCCGACGCCGCGUCGUCGUCGUCGCACCCAUCGGCGACUGCAGCACAUUCCGAUCAUGGAUUCGGACAUGGAUUGACCCUUCGGGACGUGGCAAACCCGACAGCAACCAUCGACUUCAAUUCAAGGCUGCCCAUCCCCAUCGACACGUCGCUCUUCACUGGAUUCGCCUACGUGUUGCUACGAAGGCCGGAUGGAGAUGCACAUUGGGAUCCUCAUUUCGAAGGCAAGCAACGAACGAUGUGGGUCAUGGUGCAAGGAACGUUCAAGCGCGCGCCCGAAGGCACGGUGUACGUGUGUGGUGAACUCCCUCGACCGAUGACGCUAACGUUUUGGAGCAAAGCGUUCGUGAGCAUGAUCGUGACGACCAUCAAGUCACUGCUAGGCGGCAGUCUGCACUUCUCCUUUGGGGAUGAGACGGAAUUGCCGCACUUGUCGCUGCCGCUGUACCAAAGUGCCGACACGGUCAUCGCGACUCCGCUGGACGACGUCCCACCAAAGCUCGGCACGUCCGCAUGGCGCGAAGAUCCUGCCGCCCGAGCAGAGCGCAAGCGCACCCCCGUCGGAAGCGAGUGUUUCCGCACGGACAUGGUGUACUCGUUCCAAUUCCACACUAUGCAUGUAGAUCUGGCGUCGUGGAGCCUCGUGAACCUGCCUGGCGUGCCAAACGUCCGGCUCACGUCACUCAUGGGAGACAUGUCGUUGCGAUUGGGUGUGUAUGAACAUGUCCCCGACCCAGUUGCGACGGACGCGAUGGCGCAUGUGACCAAGCACUAUUGCUUCUCGUUUGACAUUUCGUCCACGUUGGCGUCGCCUCGUCCAAUGUCGUCGGCGACGAUACCCGAGGACAAGCUGGCAUGCCACGAUGCCAUCGAAUUCGAAGCAUGGAUGUGGGUAGAAACAUUCGACGUAACUUCCGAGCGGCGACCCAUCUCGUACCUCUUCCGUAUCCUGCAAGAAGAUGGCACGCCCAAGACCGUCUACGUGUCGUCGGCCGCCGUCGCGUCCGUCCUCGCCUCCCAUCCGGGACUCUUAACGCGCGCGCGACUCGACCACUACGCCGCCAUCGACGACCAACUCGUGGAAAUCAACCGGCUGCUGCAUAUCGUGUCGACAACGCCCCAUGCUUCCACCGCCUACGAUCGACUGGUAGAUACGCUGAGACCGGCGGCCUCUCCAUCUGCAUUACUACUCCCCCACGGCCUGCCUCCGAAAGCGCUGGGUGUGAACAUGUGGCGGUGGGACCUGAACGUGUGCAUGGAAGGCAGUGGGUACCGCAUCGUGAGCGACAUCUGCCUGCGCCAAGAGUACUUUGUACUCACGUCAGCAUCCUUGUUGUUGUAUCGCACGUAUGCGUCCCAGCCUGCGGUCAAAGUGUCCGUGCACGAUAUCACAGACGUUGUGACGAGGUUCGUGCACGAUUUGCACGUUGUCGCUGUGUACACGUGGACGGAGGUCCUGUACUUGCAUGUGGCCGACCCGAUGGCGUGGAAGAUGGCGCUGUUGGCCGUUACCGACCGCAACUCGAAGCUGCUUGGCUUGACGAGAAGUAACCACAAGAACCUGUCGACGUGGAGCCCGUUCAACAUUGUCACAUUUGACGGCCUCCUCGUGCUGAACCACCGCAAAAUCGCCGCGCUAGACGACGGUGGAAGGAACGAGGACGAGGCCAUGCCAAGUUCUGACGUGCCAACGGAUGCAGUUGCGGCCUCUGCGCAGUGCCUCCAUGCUGCCGUCGUCGCCGCAACCUCCCGACACCACCGCGCGGCCUUCCAGCGCGCCGUGCAUGCCCUGCGACAGGUGGACUUGGCCACAUUUACCAGUCAUUCCGACACGAAGCUUGUGUUUCUGCUGAAUUUGUACCAAGCACUGCUCGUGCACACGUCACUGGUCCUGCCCUUUAGCACCACCAACGCGAGUAUGCACCAAUGCGCGUACGAAGUGGGGAAUUCGAACCAGAUCAAGCUAUCCCUCGCCGAAAUCGAACACGUCCUCAUGAGAGCGGCGGCACCUGCGCUCAAGGACGUGCCGUACUUGGACUUUGUGCCCGAUGCGGCGGCGUACCCGUCGUCAUAUGCUGUGUUGGCCCUCCCGACGCGCGACUUCCGACUAAGUUGUGCCCUGCAUGUGCACCGCACGACCAAGUGCUUGGUGGCGUACACGGUCGACAGCGUCCACUACCAACUGAGCGAAGUCGUGAGGCAAUUCCUAGGCCAGCAUGUUCAAGUAACAGGCCGAAAUGUGACACUGCCGGUGGCAUGUCAGUGGUUUAAGCCCGACUUUGGUGACCACAUCCUUCGCAAAAUCAUGGGGCUGCUUUCCUGCGAUACGGUUGCCAAGGUACAGGACCUCGUCGACCACCCCAACGGGUUCUCCGUCCACUUCCGAGACACAUCUCCACGCCGCGUGCCGUCGCACUGGACCAUAUCCUCACCAUCCUCACUGGACCAUCACCAACCCUCGACUCUGUCAAGCGCAACUGCCUAACAAUCCUAUUUAAUCUACUAUUAUUUGUCUGUGUGUA